This is a messenger RNA of Emericellopsis atlantica, 2590 nucleotides long. Its product is annotated as Nsp1-like C-terminal region-domain-containing protein. The coding region runs from base 381 to 2486 and encodes 701 amino acids. The record is from RefSeq and is a predicted model, not a curated record. Gene Ontology annotation, molecular function: phospholipid binding; structural constituent of nuclear pore. Gene Ontology annotation, biological process: protein import into nucleus; RNA export from nucleus. Gene Ontology annotation, cellular component: nuclear pore central transport channel; nuclear pore. Lineage: Eukaryota; Fungi; Ascomycota; Sordariomycetes; Hypocreales; Bionectriaceae. The transcript has 2 exons.
CGUAACAAGCGCAGCGUUUGUGGCUUAACAUCUGCGCUGCAAAGCACGCUCCAACCUCCAGUUUGCGGCGCGCCGUAACCGCAAAUUCUUGGGAGCGCGUGGAGGUCUCGUUCAACAAAGACCCAACCAUCAUCACAAACAUUCAAGCCGUCCCAAGGAGAUUGUUUGACAAGCUCACCUCAUCCGCAGAGACCUUUGACAAUCAAUCAGUUGGCAUUGUAUUCUGAUUUUUCUGGCUAUUGAAACCGUAUCUCGUCCAACCAUUGCUUCGGCCUUGCGCCUAAGCACGACCUUGCCUUCGCUCACGACUUCAAGCUCCCUGCGUCGCGCACAAUCACAUUGACACCUUCGCGCCCAACUUCGACAGGAUAACAGCGAAGAUGUUCGGACAACCGACUUCGGGGGCCUCCUCGAACAACACCACUUCCACUGCCCCAGCGGCGAGUCCCUUUGGAGCAACAAGUGGCACGCCAUCAUUCAGCUUCGGGAAACCUGCUUCGGCGCCGGGUACGAGUGCUCCCAGCAGCGGUGGUCUCUUCGGUGGUGUGGGCAGCACGACUACGGGUUCCGGGGGAGGGCUUUUUGGCAACAACACAACCGCUACAACCUCUGCUCCAAGUGGUGGGCUUUUCGGUGGCGGUGGUAGCACUGGCAACACUGGCAGCACGGCACCGGCGAGCGGCGGGCUCUUUGGAAACGCUUCCAGUACAGGCAACAAACCGGCGAACUCGAACCUCUUCGGCGGCGGCGGCUCUUCCUCGACGCCUAGUUCUGGAGGCCUGUUUGGUAAUGCCCAGAGCAGCACUGGCGCAAACGCGCCCGCGAGCUCAACGCCCGCUACAACUGCGCCCAGUUUUGGCGGCUUUGGGAACGCCACUUCAGGAAGCAGUGGAAACCUCUUUGGAGGAAGCAAGACGUCCAAUGAGAACCAAACGGGUGAUGCCGCAACCACUCCUGCAAAGCCUCUGUUUUCUUUAGGGGGCUCGACAACACCUGCAGGGCUUCCUCCCAUGGGUCAGAGCAAGGACUCUGGCGCUGCCCCUACACCCAGUCUCUUCGGUAGCAACAAACCAGCUGGAGGCCAACCCUCGUCUUCUAAUCUUUUCGGAGCAAACAACAAGUCUGAAACCACAUCAACCUCCGGCGCCUCUCAGCCUGCGGCUGCUGCUACUACGGGUCCAUCUCUGUUCGGCGCGAAACCUUCAUCUGGACAAUUGUUCGGCGGUGGCUCAGGUUCUACUCCCGCAAGCUCUUCAACAACUGCUGCAGCACCAGCUGCGACUUCCGGGUCGCCCUCGCUGUUCGGAGGCGCGGCAGCAUCAAAACCUGCUGGAGGAGCUUCGACCCCAUCCGCUGCGGCUGCGCCUGCGACCAGCUCUGCUCCGAUUCUCUUCGGUGCGAAGCCGGCAGCGGCGACGCCGGCGACAUCGUCAGCCGGAACUCCAAGCCUCUUCGGAGCGAAACCUGCGGCCACCACGUCUGCUUCGUCAACGACGACAGCUACCGCCGGAACCACAGGCCCCAGCUUGUUUGGUGCGAAACCUGCGGCGGGCACAUCGGCAAUCGCUGCCUCGACCAGCGCAACAAGCCAGCCUGCUACGACUAGCACUGCCGCGCCUGCAACCUCUGGCACCCCUAGUCUCUUCGGGGCUGCCAAACCGGCUGAGACCAGCACAGGCACUGAGGCGGGCAAGGCCCCGGCCUCGAACUUGUUCGGCGGUGCCAAGCCUGCGGAGCCUGCUGGUGACAAGAGCAAAGAUGCUGCAGGUGCUGACGCUUCCAAGCCCACAACCAAUGCACUUGGGGCAUCAACUGCUGGACCUCCGCCCCAGAUUGCGACCUUGAAGAACAAGACUAUGGAGGAUAUUGUGACGCGAUGGGCCAAUGAUUUGAACAAGUACAAGAAGGAAUUCAAGGAGCAGGCGACCACGGUAUCCUCGUGGGACCGACAACUGGUUGACAAUGGCGAGAAGAUUCAAAAACUCUAUCUCGACACAUAUGAGGCGGAGCGCGCAAGCCACGAGAUCGAACGGCAACUAGCUGCCGUUGAGGGCCAGCAGGACGAGCUCGAAAAGUGGCUGGACCAUUACGAAAAUGAAGUCCAAGACAUGUUCUCAAAGCAGGUCGGUCCCGGUGAGCAGCUCGGUGGACCCGAUCAGGAGCGUGAGCGCACCUACAAGUUGGCGGAGAAACUCACCCAGCAAUUGGAUGAAAAAUCACGAGAUCUGACCAAGAUGGUCACGGAGAUCAAUGACAUCUCUGGAACGCUCAACAAGAGCUCCAAACCCGAGGAUCCGUUGAGCCAAAUCGUGCGUGUCCUCAAUGGACACUUGACCCAAUUGCAAUGGAUCGACGAGAAUGCCUCCUCUCUGCAGUCCAAGGUUGCUUCUGCCCAGAAAUCGACAAGCAACAUGGGAAGCCACUACGGCGUCGGGGACAGUGAUGCCGCCGAGAGCUUCUAUCGGUCAUACAUGGGUCGAAGGUAGGAAGGUUUUCCCGCUCCGGACAGGGCAUAGUAGACAUUAUGGAGUUUAUGGAUUGCAAAUUAUUGUGCAAGGGAGCUACUUGGGCAAUGGCACAAACGUUGGGG